AUGGCCACCCGCCUACCGCCUCUCAACAAUGUGGCUCGAUCGCCAGCCGUCGAGGAAACAUCGCCGUCCUCCACAUCCUCCUUGGUGCCUGGACACCCGGUCACAUCGAUUGCUGCAACUUUCGACUCCAGUUCAGUCGUGAAAGUAGAGGACUCUCCCACUCCAUCCGCUCUGGCAUCCGCCGAUGCUGAAACGCCCGUGCCUGAUGCCGGAGGCGCGGCGACAGCGGUUGCGGGCCGGAAACGCAAGCUCAACAGCAAUUCCGCCCGUGGUGUCGCCAACCUUACCCCGGAACAACUAGCAAAGAAGCGAGCCAAUGAUCGCCAGGCCCAGCGCGCCAUUCGUGAGCGCACGAAGGCUCAUAUUGACUUGCUCGAACAGCAAGUCCGCGAUCUUUCGUCGCAGAAACCGUACCUGGAUCUUCAGGCUGCUCUCAAGCAGAAUGAAGCCGUUCAGAUGGAAAAUAGAGAACUCAAGCACGGGCUGAAAACAGUUCUGGAGAUUAUACAGCCCCUGUUACGUGAUCAGGCAAAUCCUGACCUUUUAGCGUCGGCAGCGGCACCAGCGAGCACUAAACCCACGCCUUCAAUAUCUGUGACGUCGUGUUUCUCAGACAAUAGCCAUCACCCUUCUAUUACCCGGCCUUCGGUCUCGGCUGGUUCCUCCUAUGCGAAACCUGCAAGCACGCAACCUUCUGCACCAUCAAAUCUUACGUUCUCCCCUGCUGCUGCUCGACGGGAUAUUACAGCCGCUGGUUCGGCUUCGUUUCGCAUCGCUUUCGAUUACCAGCGUCAUAAUCUUGCUCAUGGCCUCGAUUUUGGCGGAACGGACGAGCGGAUGGGGUUUAAUUUUCUGCUCGAUACAUCGCAGCAGGUACCCAAGGUCGAAGGGUUUCGUCGUUGUUCCGAGGCAACCAGACCACCACCCCCUACUAACACGGCCUCGACUUAUCCAGCACCUUUACCUGCAGGUGCAACGACAGAACAGUCUCUGUCCUUACCUGCGCACCUGACACCAAUCCGAAAUAUCGCGCCGACUUGUACACUAGAUGCUAUUCUCAUGGACUUCUUGCAUCACCGACAGCAAGAAACAGCGAAGGGUGUACCAAAACAGAAUCUUGUUGGGCCGUCAUAUCCUAGCGUGUCGUCACUGCUUAAUCCGGAGAGGAGCGUAUACUCUCAUCCUUUAUCGAAAGUCUUUACCGACAUCCUGCGGACGUUUCCCGAUAUAGCGACGCUGCCGGAGCAAGUCUGUGUUCUCCUUUCAAUGUUUCUCUUAAUGCGAUGGCAGAUAUAUCCAACACGAGAGAAUUACGAGCGACUGCCUGAGUGGCUGACUCCUCGGCCGUCGCAGCUACUCACCCCGCACCCGGUUUGGAUUGACUAUUUGCCUUGGCCGCGCAUGCGAGAUCGCCUGGUAAUGUCAUAUCAAGACUAUCCGUUCGAGAAUUGGUUCAUACCAUUUACACGUACUUUGUCAGUCAAUUGGCCGUAUGAGGCAACAGACUGUCUGCUAUCUACUGGUGAUGGUGAUGAUUUGAUCAUUAACCCUGUCUUUGAGAGACAUAUGAGAAACCUUAGCAAUUGGUCCCUUGGGCCGGCGUUUGCGGAGGCGUAUCCUUCACUGAUCGAUACCGUAAAAAUCAAAUGA
Aspergillus saccharolyticus JOP 1030-1 is the source of this 1650-nucleotide messenger RNA. Its product is annotated as bZIP transcription factor. Lineage: Eukaryota; Fungi; Ascomycota; Eurotiomycetes; Eurotiales; Aspergillaceae. The transcript has 2 exons. The record is from RefSeq and is a predicted model, not a curated record. Gene Ontology annotation, biological process: regulation of DNA-templated transcription. Bases 1 to 1650 code for a protein of 549 amino acids. Gene Ontology annotation, molecular function: DNA-binding transcription factor activity.